Messenger RNA from Saccostrea cuccullata (small rock oyster), 789 nucleotides. Its product is annotated as adenylosuccinate lyase-like. The record is from RefSeq and is a predicted model, not a curated record. The annotation marks the transcript as partial. Gene Ontology annotation, molecular function: (S)-2-(5-amino-1-(5-phospho-D-ribosyl)imidazole-4-carboxamido) succinate lyase (fumarate-forming) activity; N6-(1,2-dicarboxyethyl)AMP AMP-lyase (fumarate-forming) activity. Gene Ontology annotation, biological process: 'de novo' AMP biosynthetic process. Gene Ontology annotation, cellular component: cytosol. The transcript is spliced from 8 exons. Lineage: Eukaryota; Metazoa; Mollusca; Bivalvia; Ostreida; Ostreidae.
CUUGCAGGGGUGAUAAAGAGAUUAGCAGAUUUCGCCAAGAAGCAAAAGGAUUUGCCUUGUUUGUCUUAUACACAUUUACAACCAGCUCAGCUGUCUACGGUGGGUAAGAGGGCCUGUCUCUGGAUACAGGACCUGUUGAUGGACCUCCGGAAUCUGGAGAACGCCCGGGAUAACAUCAGGUUCAGGGGAGUGAAGGGCACCACAGGAACACAGGCUAGCUUUCUCACGCUGUUUGAAGGAGACGAGGAAAAGGUUGAAAAGCUUGAUAGGCUGGUCACAGAGAUGGCAGGAUUCAAACAGACGUAUAUGGUGUGUGGACAGACGUAUUCCCGUAAAGUGGACAUCGACAGUCUCAACGUAUUGGCCAGUCUGGGGGCCUCUAUACACAAGAUAUGUACAGACAUCAGACUAUUGGCUAACUUCAAGGAGUUAGAAGAACCAUUUGAAAAAGAUCAAAUUGGCUCCAGCGCCAUGCCGUACAAGCGUAAUCCAAUGAGAAGUGAGCGUUGUUGUGCGUUAGCGCGUCACCUGAUCUGUCUGGUACAGGAUCCUCUGAUGACGGCGUCCGUACAGUGGAUGGAACGGACACUAGAUGAUAGUGCUAACAGACGGAUCAGUUUGCCAGAGGCAUUUUUAACAGCAGACAUAAUCCUUAGUACACUUCAGAAUAUCGCAGAGGGGAUAGUCGUAUAUCCAAAGGUCAUUGAAAGAAGAGUCAACCAGGAGUUACCUUUCAUGGCUACAGAGAACAUCAUCAUGGCGAUGGUUAAAGCGGGAGGAAACAGACAG